UGCCACUCCUAAAUUUAUUCCCCCCUAUUCUUAACCAAUACACACCAUCAUAAUAAUACACUACAAAGGCAAUAAACAACAUCCCCUUCUCUCCCCUUCCUCUUCCUCUCUUUGUACAGAGUCAAAAGCAAAAAUAGAGGGGUUGUUCAAGAAUGAGAGAGAAGAAGAGGCUCUUGAUGAAGAGGCUAUCGAUACUUUUCUUGCUACUGGCUUUGUGCAAUGCAAUUGAGCAGUCCUCAACUGAUGGAGAGUGCCAGCUAUUUAAACCCCUCCAACCACGACCUCACAGUGUGUCCGUUUUGGAAUUUGGAGCAGUUGGGGAUGGAAAAACAUUAAACACGAUAGCAUUUCAGAAUGCAAUUUUUUAUCUCAGGUCCUUUGCAGACAAGGGAGGUGCCCAACUAUACGUCCCUGCUGGUCGAUGGCUAACAGGAUGUAUUAAUCUUACAAGUCAUCUUACCCUCUUCUUGGAAAGAGAUGCCGUCAUUCUUGGAUCGCAGGUCUCAAUUUAGUUUUCUUCUGUUGCAAGUAAAAGAACUAUUGCAGUUGGAUCAAUUACUUAAUACUGCUGGUGCUAUUAUUUAAGAAGCCUUACCUUUGAGGGUCUGGUAUAGGAUUUGACAUUUUAACUAAAAUGAGUUUAGGACAGAGUACCUGGUGCUCAUUUUGUUAAUUAGAUCUUCAAUACAGCCUACAGGAUCCCUGGGGUAUAUAUCAAAGAUGUGUUAUCUCAUAUCUGCAAAUACUCCUUUUUCGUGUGUAGAUUUCUUUUUCCCCUUUUCAUAGGCUGAAUAACUAGAUCAUGUAAACGAUUUGUUUUAGCGGUGCACUAGUAAUUUUGUUUGUGUUAAACUUAUUAUCGUGGUAUUCUGCCAUCAAGUAAUGAAUUUACCCCUGCAAACUUUACUUUUGAGGGGACUUUCUUCUUUGACGUCAUUCUUAGUUUUCCUUACCGACUAAUUUCUGUAAAGUUGCUUAUGUUCUUAUAUAAAUAGAGAAGUAAUAUCAUGCGUUACUAGGUGUUUUUUACUUUAGUUCUGAUAUGAUUGCUUACCUUCUUUUUCAGGACCAUACCCACUGGGAUUUAGUUGAUCCAUUACCAUCAUAUGGUCGAAGUAUUGAAGUGCCAGGUGGUCGAUAUCGCAGCUUGAUUACUGCAAAUAAUUUAACUGAUGUGGUGAUAACAGGCAACAAUGGUACAAUUGAUGGUCAGGGUUCAGUGUGGUGGGAGCAAUUCAAUGCUCAUUUGCUAAAUUACAGUAGACCGCAUUUGGUUGAAUUUCUGGGCUCUACCGAUGUUGUAAUUUCCAAUUUGACCUUUUUAAAUGCCCCUUCCUGGAAUAUUCGCCCCGCAUAUUGCAGUAAUGUGCUGGUUCAGAACAUAACGGUAUACGCUCCACCAGAGUCUCCAUAUACUAGCGGAAUAGUCCCAGAUUCUUCAGAACACGUAUGCAUCGAGAGCAGCAACAUUAGCAUGGGUUUUGAUGCGAUAGCUCUCAAAAGUGGCUGGGAUGAGUAUGGUAUCUCCUAUGGAAAACCAACAAGAAAUGUUCAUGUACGGCGGCUCAACCUGCAGUCAUCUGAAGGCGCAGGAUUGGCAUUUGGAAGUGAGAUGUCUGGUGGAAUUUCUGAUGUACUCGUGGAGCACCUUUAUGUUCACGACUCAUUAGCAGGCAUUGAGCUUAAGACGGCGAAAGGAAGGGGCGGUUACCUUAAAGACAUUCUCAUAUCAGAUGUGGAAAUGGACAGCGUUCAGAUAGGGAUAAAUGUGACAGGUCAGUGUGAUUCACAUCCAGACGACAAAUAUGAUCCUUCAGCUUUGCCUGUCGUAGGUGGAAUAGCCUUUAAGGACAUAGUUGGCACAAAUGUCACCAUAGCAGGAAGUUUUACGGGGAUACCUGAAUCUCCCUUUGCUCCAUUCUGCCUUUCAAACAUCUCUUUUUCUGUCACGUCCGACCCUUCUACAUCAUGGAUAUGUUCAGAUAUAUCAGGUUCCUCUGUUGAUGUCUCGCCUGAACCCUGUUCCGACCUCCAAAAAUCAUCUCCAAGUCCCACGUCCUGUUUCUUCCAGUUAAAUAGUGAUCUAGUCUCAAGUUCAUAAUACUAGUGCCAAAAAAAAAUCCAAAUUAUUUUAUCACCAUUUAUAUCAAAUCCUAAGAGGGUUCCAACAUACUCGCCGGUGUAUAAUCUUCCAAUAAAAUGCAAAAGCUAGGAGCUUUCAGAGUCUCAUCAUCCUCAUCAACAUCAUCACUCAUCACUAUUCGGGUUCAGUGCUUCUGUUCUGGAGAGCAGAUGCGCCCCCGAAAGUGGUGCUUUCGCCAUGUCAAAAUCCCAUGUUCUUCCCCCCCCACUGUACAGCAUUCAAUAUCUUCAUUCACUUUGUAAGAAAAAGUUUUGGUAGUGCAGUACAAUUCGGUCGGAUACCCAUUGUGUUUCUAUUGUAUUUCAUCUCAUUCCAUUUUUUCUUUUUGGGGUUAUUAUAUCUUACAUUGUAAAUUUGGGCACUGGAAGUGGGAAGUCAAUCACUUCCAGAUUUGUUUGUUCAGAUGAUUAAGAAAAGUUUUCUAUAGUGGAGUGAUUUUUUCUUUCCCUAUGUUUUCAUUUCAUAAAAUUUCCCAAUUUUCCACUGGAACUCUGUUCAUUAAAAUCCUUCCUAAUACUGCUUAUUGUUUCCCUGAUUGACCUAAAAGAUGUAUAAAUGUCCAGAAUUUGAGAAAAUGAUGCUACUACAGUUUUUAGUCGAUCGAUCAUCGGAUUAGAUAGAUGCACUGGUUAAUACAUCAGCUUCAGGGAAAAGAUAAAACUUCAAUCCUAUGAUCCUAUCUAUAUAUACAAUCAUUAAUCAACAUUUCAAUCCCUCUCAUAGAUGAGAUAAAACCAUUGUUUUACAACCUUAUAGUUGGGGCUACCAUCACCAUCGCCAGAUCAUAUCACCAAUCA
This is a messenger RNA of Oldenlandia corymbosa var. corymbosa, 2940 nucleotides long. The record is from the annotation of a GenBank genome assembly. NCBI's taxonomy places the organism in Eukaryota, Viridiplantae, Streptophyta, Magnoliopsida, Gentianales, Rubiaceae.